Ruditapes philippinarum (Manila clam) is the source of this 1642-nucleotide messenger RNA. RefSeq names its product multiple epidermal growth factor-like domains protein 10. The record is from RefSeq and is a predicted model, not a curated record. NCBI's taxonomy places the organism in Eukaryota, Metazoa, Mollusca, Bivalvia, Venerida, Veneridae. The transcript has 3 exons. Bases 17 to 1597 code for a protein of 526 amino acids.
GUUACUGAAAGAAAAAAUGUUGCUACUUACUAUAACAAUGCUGAUGGGUCUCUUGUUCAGCAAAGGUAUAGCUUUAAACGAGUGUGGUAGAUGCAGCUGCUGCAAAAAUGGACCAACACGUUGUAUAUACUACAAUGGUUAUACUGAUUUCUGUUUGGAUGGUUGCAUUGAUGGAUAUUUUGGUGUUCAAUGUGUACAUGCAUGUCAUUAUAGCUGCCAGACAUGUACUAAUUACAAAUGGUGCAAUAAAUGUAAGGACGGUUAUUAUGGUAACAAGUGCAAUCGCUGUCGAGAUAACUGUCAAUUGUGUAUAUCAUUUGAUAAUUGUACCGAAUGCAAGAUAGGCUUCUAUAAUGGAAAAAAAUAUUUAAAUAGUACCUAUGAAUAUAACGAUUGUCGCCAUAGAUGUUAUACGAACUGUAGGUCAUGUUCAUCAUACUAUACUUGCCAGGAGUGUAAAAUCGGCUAUUACAAUAACGGUAGGGUCACUAUAAACGGAAUAGAUUAUUCCAACUGUGCAUACAAAUGUGACAGUGUUUGUAAGUCAUGUACAUCAAAAUAUAAAUGUACUGAAUGUAACGAUGGUUAUUAUUUCAAUGCCAGCAACGACUUUUGUUAUAGGUGUAAAAGUAACUGUAUUUCGUGCUCAUCGGAAGAUAUGUGUACAUCCUGUAUUGCCGGUAGAUAUAAUAACCAUUUCACUGAUUGUAGGGAGACAUGUAAACCAGAAUGUAAGUCGUGUAUCUCAUCUGAUAAUUGUACUUAUUGCGUAUCGGGGCGAUACGGUACUACAUGUGAAAACAAAUGCGCUCGGGGUUGUUUAAACGGACAAUGUAAUAAAAGUAAUGGUGUAUGCACUUGUAAAACUGGUUUUACCUCAGAGAAAUGCAUGAAAUGUGUUAACAAUAAAUAUGGUACAAACUGUGAUAUCGAAUGUGAGCGAGGCUGUCUAAACAAUAGCUGUGACGACAAAGGAGAAUGCAGUUGCAAAAGUGGCUUUACUGGUGAUAAGUGUGAUAGGUGCGAAGAAGGAAAGUAUGGAAAUUUAUGUGACAAAAACUGUCCUAUAACCUGCUUAGCGUGCUACGGGUUGAAAAAUUGUUCCGAAUGUGUUCAGAGGCAUUGGGGACAUACUUGUCAAACAUGUCCAACAAAUUGUUUAAAUUGCUCUUCCGAACGCACGUGUUCUACCUGUGUGAAAGGGUUUCAUGGUGUAACGUGUAGUUUACCAUGCAACAAAAACUGUAAUGGUAGUUAUUGCGGUCAAUUAACUGGAAAUUGCAGUAAUGGGUGUAAUGCUGGAUUUUACGGAGAAUUGUGUGACAUGAAAUGUAGUUCUAAUUGUCUGCAUUCUACUUGUGACAGAGAGUAUGGUGAUUGCUCACAUGGAUGCAACACAGGAUACAGUGGAGCAAAUUGCUCUCCGUUUAUGAGUCAUGCAGUUGAAACUCAGGACAAUAAAGAGGUGACAAUAGGUGUUACGGUCGGUGGAUGCAGCUUCAUUAUAAUUGUUAUAUUAGUUAUUACGGUAGUUCUUCUCACAAAAAGGUCAGUGCAAGAUAAGAUAUACAAUUUUUCUAAAAUAUAUUUACAAUAAUAACCUUGAAUUUUACAGAAAAAGAAAUUCACAUUCAUAAUAAAA